Anopheles merus is the source of this 1276-nucleotide messenger RNA. RefSeq lists its product as uncharacterized. The record is from RefSeq and is a predicted model, not a curated record. Lineage: Eukaryota; Metazoa; Arthropoda; Insecta; Diptera; Culicidae. The coding region runs from base 485 to 841 and encodes 118 amino acids. The transcript has 3 exons.
GAGGGGAAUCGCAGCGAUGUUGUUGUAAUUAAAGCUAUGAAACAUAAAUCUCAACACAACAAUUAUCAAAUUAGUAUGCUUUACCCAAACAGGAUUUCGAUACUCGUCCAAGUAUUUUUUACAAAGCUUUAGUAAAUCGAUCCAAAAUAAAAACUUUGCCAGUUAUGUGAAAUUCAUAAACAUGCAAUAGGACCUAAUUCCAAUAAAACAACAAAAUAUGUUGCCUACCCUACGAUCCCAAACAAAAUGUAUAGUUGUAUCAUGUGAUUGAUGAUAUUUAGUUAAUGUUUAUGAUAAUGUUACUGGUGUCAUUCGUGGUGAAUGUAAAAUAACGUGUUCGUGUUCGAUGGUUUAUAUUACCCGUGUUAUACUAUUGAUAAUCUGUUAGUGGCAUUUCGGUUCCAUGAGUGUAAGUGUGCCACCUGUAUAUUGUAAUAAUUGAAGCUCAAAACUGUAGUCUUGGCGUAUAGUAAUCGUGGCGCUUAUGACCCGUUGGUGGUGGUUUCGAGCAUGUAAUAAUCCAAAUUCACACUCCAGUGAAAAUGGCAGCAUAUUGGCAGAUGGACGAGGAGUCAAGAGUGCAUUUAGUGGCAGAAGCUGUUUUAGCUGUGAUACAGACUACAUUUCAUCGCCUGAUGAUGCAGGAAAUAACUCCUCAUCGAAUGGUGGUUUACAACACGGAAUUCGAUCCACAUCAAUAUUGGCAGCAGCUCAGUCUCUUGCCAUGGCUCUCCAACAACAAUCGUCUACACUACAUCCGUCACCGGAUCCCAUAACAGCAGAUAUCAUCAAUACAUGGCUCGAUUCCCAUUUACCGGCCGCUUACCCCGAUGUCUUCUGACCCGAACGACUAUGAAGCUCUGACCCCGGCACAUUUCCUAAUACACCGCUCUAUCGUGGGACUUGCGGAACCAUCUUACGAGUCGAGACCUAUCAACCGACUGGACCGUUACGAGCAGGUUCAAGAGUUUCUGCGCCGCUUGUGGAAUCGAUGGUCAUCGGACUACCUAUCGGGCCUUCAUCCUAAGACCAAGUGGACUAAACAGCGAGAUAACAUCACCCUGGGCACUAUGGUUUUGGUGAAGGAAGAUAAUCUUCCCCCGCGUAAAUGGUGUUUAGGGCGAGUAACGGACAUCGUGAAAGGAGCGGAUGGAAACGUCCGAGUAGUUUUUGUUAGAACUAAGGAUGGUGAAUUCAAAAGGACUAUCUCUAAGCUUUGCGUCCUUCCAAUCAGACAGACUACUUCAGAGGAGUGUUGAAUCUCUUGGUGAUUCAA